This is a messenger RNA of Vicia villosa (hairy vetch), 1161 nucleotides long. RefSeq lists its product as uncharacterized. The record is from RefSeq and is a predicted model, not a curated record. NCBI's taxonomy places the organism in Eukaryota, Viridiplantae, Streptophyta, Magnoliopsida, Fabales, Fabaceae. Bases 1 to 1161 code for a protein of 386 amino acids. The transcript has 2 exons.
AUGGUUGAAGUUGUUAAUGGUCCUUGUGAAAGUAGCCCAAGGCGGUUCGCCCAUCUCACUAACAAUCCAGCCGCAAGACGAGCUGAGAUGAAAACAGGACUGUUGCAAAUUAUUUAUGCUCAUCCUUUUGCAGGUUUGGAUCAUGAAGAUCCAUACACUCACCUCACCCGAUUCUACGAAAUAGCUGGUACAUUAGGUGCACCAGAAGCUGAAGAGGAAGCCGUUUUCAUGAGAUUAUUGUCGCACUCUUUGAUCGGCAAAGCAAAGGAUUGGUACCUCGAUCAAUCAACGGAAACCAUGACCAAUUGGAAUGUGUUAGAGAGAAACUUCCUUAGCAGGUUCUUUUCUCACAACCAAUUCAUGGAUGCAAAGACAGCUAUUGCCACAUUCACCAAAUUUUCAAAUGAAACUUUAUGUGAAGCCUGGGAACGCUAUAAAUCCAUGCUACGGAAGUGUCCAAACCACGGUUUCGAUGACAUGUCACAAAUCCACAUUUUCCGUAAUGGAUUAUUACCUCAACCGAAGCUUUUACUUGAUGCGACAGCUGGAGGUUCCUUGAUAGCAAAAAGUGCAGAGGAAGCAAUUGCAAUCAUCGAUAGAAUGGCUCUCACAGAUCACCAGGUGCAACACAAUCGAGGUACCGUACAAAAGAAAGCUGGAAUUUUAGAAUUAGGCACAAAUGACGCAAUCCUAGCCCAAAAUAAACUACUCACUCAAACUGUAGAGGAAUUGAUAAAACAACUGUCCAAGCUUCCUCAACAACUUAAAGAAAUGCACGGUUCGUCGAGCACAUCGCAACAAGUAGCCUUAUGUGAACUUUGUACAGGUGACCAUCCAACCGGUUUCUGUCCCCCGAUCAACGAAGAGAAAAACACUGAUGCGUCAAUUAGAAAUCUUAAAACGCAAGUUGGGCAAAUUGCGAAGCAACUAAGUGAGCAACAAAGAGGUACGUUUUCUGCCACCACUGAAGUUAAUCCCAAGGAAACUUGUAACGCAAUCACGACAAAAGGUAGUGAAAUUGUUCAAGACAAAGUUAGGGAGAAUUCAAAAGGUAUAGUUGUGGAGAAAAAUCAAGAAAAAGGAAAACAAAUGGAGGAGGAGGAAAACAAUGUUGAUCCUGGAAGCGUAACAGUUCCAGUCACUGUAGCGGGGAAAAUCUGA